Molecule: messenger RNA, 3535 nt
Organism: Plectropomus leopardus (leopard coralgrouper)
Lineage: Eukaryota; Metazoa; Chordata; Actinopteri; Perciformes; Serranidae
Gene: pkp2
Product: plakophilin 2
Biological process (GO): intermediate filament bundle assembly; protein localization to plasma membrane; cell-cell adhesion
Cellular component (GO): adherens junction; nucleus; cytoplasm
Molecular function (GO): protein binding
Source: RefSeq, a predicted model, not a curated record
CUAAACGAUCAGAGGGACAACAAAGCAGCACAAACCCAGGAACAACAGCCGUCGAGUUAAAUGAAGCGACCGCUUUAGUCUGUUUGGAUUACAUUUGCGCACGAUGCAGGAGGUGUUUUUUAAAUCUGCGUUACCUGCGCAGGACUCGUUCUUGCUGGAGGACUCCAGUCUGGCUCUACCUGCCAAAAUGACACCGAGAUCCUCGACCGGAGGGAGUUCAAACGAGCGGAGUGUGCGCGUUCACCAGCAGGUCCAGCUCACACUGGCACGGAAGGCGAAAAGGGCUGUGUCUAAUGGUAGUGUCCAUUUACAGAGAAACACUGCAAAGAGCUUUGACGCAACAGAUGGACAAUUACUAAACAUGAAGGUUAAUGGAUUGAGCCUCACCAACUGUUCUCUAUCAAGUAACAAUGUGCAGAGGCCAUCCAGGAGAGUGGAAGUGUCUCCACCACCGAGCCCUGAGUUACCUCGCAGUCCCUUCAAUUAUAACACUCUACGUUUCAACACAUACACCCAUCCAGGACCCAGUCGGUCCCACAGGAUGGGCCCUCUGCUGGACCGCUCAUUUGCCUCCGAUUCAUUUCAUCGCUAUGCCUUCUCAGAGGCACCUCGUGUCAGGCGGCCACUCGCAUCCACUUCCGCAUACGGGACCUACCGCCAGAGGUCAUUCAGACAGACAGCAGUGCCACAUCCUGUGGUUGCAAAUGCAGCAUUUCAGCAAAGUGGUGAAUAUAGCCCUAGCUGGGGUCAAACUGUUGUCAAACACGAUAAACACACUGUUGAGGGACCAAAUGGCGAUAUGAUGCUCGGUGCUAUACAGCCUGAUGACGGCUUAUCCUGGUUGGCUCAGGUCAGGAGGGAGGGGCGGAGCCUCAACAGACUGAGUUCAUACCCACCUUCGGUCGUGAGUAUGGAGGUGGACAUGGGGAGGCAGAUGGAAGUGGAACUUCCUGUUCAGCAGAUACCAACGCAGAACGUCAUGACACUGAAGUCAGAGAGCAAGCCUCCAGAGAUGACAUUAGAGAGGGCCGUGAACCUGUUGACCCAGGAUAAUGAGGAAACGCUGAUCUGUGCAGCCAGCCACAUACAGAAUCAAUGUUUCAAGAGUGCCGAUGCUAAGAAGAUGGUGUACUAUCUCCGUGGGAUUGGAAAGCUCCUGCAGCUCUUGGACAGUGAUGAUGAGGAGGUGCAGCGUGUCGCCGCUGGGGCUCUACGCAAUGUCGUUUACCAGAACAGCGAAAACAAGAUGGAGGUGAAGGAAAAUGACGGCCUGGCCAUCAUUUUGCGUGCACUGAAGAGCAGCCAUGAUGUGGAGACCAGACGACAACUUACUGGUCUUUUGUGGAAUUUGUCCUCUCAUGACCUUCUGAAGGAGCGUCUCUCUAAAGAGGCCCUGUCUGUCCUCACCCAGUCCGUUCUGGUACCUAGUUCUGGCAUAUCUGAGGGCGAAAACCCAAAAGAUGAGCUCCUGGCUGACGCUGAGUCUUUCCACAAUGCCACCGGCUGCCUGAGAAAUCUGAGCUCUGCUGGUCCAGAAGGAAGGAAAGCAAUGAGGGAGUGUGAGAAUUUAAUUGACUGUCUGGUCUACUACAUCCGGGGAGCCAUCGCUGACUAUAAGGAUGACAAGUUCACAGAGAACUGCGUCUGUGUCCUGCACAACCUGUCUUAUCAGAUCGAGGCAGAGCUUCCUCAGAAGUACACCACAAAUCUCAGAGAAUCUCGACAAAACUUGGCUCCCAAGCAGAAAGCUGUCGGCUGCUUUGCUUAUCGCAGUGCCAAGAUCACAGAGCAUCUGGAGCGACAGUGCCCCCUGCUGGAGGAGAAGGCUAACCCCAGUGGCGUGGAGUGGUUGUGGAGCGCCAUCACUAUCCGGAUGUAUCUGUCACUGAUGGCCCGCAGUGUGCGUCAAUACACCCAGGAGGCUGCCAUCGGAGCACUGCAGAACAUCACCGCUGGGAGCGGAGCGCAGGUGACUGAGGCCAUCGCCUUCACCAUUGUUCAACGGGAAAAUGGUCUCCAGCACGUAAAGAAGAUGUUUGAGGAGGGAGAGAGUGAUGUGAAGAGGAUGGCAGUAUCUCUAAUAAAAAACCUCUCGCGCUACCCAGAACUGCACCCUGAAAUUGUGAAGCAGGUGUUGCAAGAGUUAAUUUGGAUGUUACCAAACGACGACACCGGCACUGACCUGCCCACAGAGGUGACGGCCUCUCUCUGUCACAUCCUCACUAACCUGAGUCAGAGUGACAAAGAGCACGUCAGAGCCAUCGUCAACCACGGAGCCCUCCCGAAGAUCAUCAACAUCAGCAGCAAGUACAGCGGUUAUGGACCAACCAGAGCGGGUCAGGCAGCGGGUGUCCUCCUGCACACCAUGUGGAAACACACAGAUCUCCAUGGAGCCUACAGGAAGUGUGGCUACAGGAAAUCUGAUUUCAUUAAUUCAAGGACAACAAAGGCUGUGAACUCUGGACGAGACUGAGCCGAAGAUCUAAAAAUGACAAAUUCAAACUGCAGCUGUUGACAAUAACAGCAGCAAUCACGUGAUGCACUGUUCCUCCUCAAAUGGACCGCUUGUGAACUUUGUCUACAUUUCCCUCAAAGGGCCCAUGAAAUGGCUUUAAAAAUGUACAUUUAUUUUGUUUUGUUAGUGUUGCUGUUAGUGUUAGUCAUUAGUUAUCUUGAUUGCAUGACACAGAAAAAGAGCAGGAUGUUCGGUUAAAAUAAUGCAUAACUGAACAAGAAGAAUAUUGCACAACUUUUGUUUCCAGAUAUGUCUGCCUACUAUUUUAGCGUCAUUGUCAGAAAAAAAAAAAAAUUUUCCUGAAAAAUGCAAAAUCUGUCUAACAAACUUAUGAAUGAAUUUCAGAGUACUUCUUUAUGUUUGUGUAGUUUUUUACUGUAGCGGCAGCUCAACAGUUGAGAAUACUGUUCUGUGUGUUUUGUUUAUUUUAGCACUUUGGGUGACACAGUAGAAGCACGAUUAAAAUAUUCAAAUAUUCCCGCUAAAGAAAUUGUGAAGGACGAAAAUCAAAUCAACAGCAUUAUUUUUGACAAAUCAGUGGACUGUUAUAUAUGGUAAAUGUAUAUAAAAAUGCCUUUUUUAAACAACAGCAACAAGCUGAUUUCUUGCUGUUGAGUUGAUUUCUCAAACGAGUAAAUUGUGUUGAAUGAAUUUUGUUGUUCAUUGUGUUUUGUGAAAUAAAUUCCCUGAAAAACAGAAUUCAGCAGUUAAAAGAAAGAAUUGUUGAGGGUCGGUAAAUCAGCACUCAACUUGUGCGAAUGGCAAGCAAAAAGCAAAAUACUUAGCAAACCCUAAAAGCCCUAUAAUAGGGACAACUAAGUACAUAUUUAAGAAGUUCCUCAUUCAAAGUGUCAUCUUUAUUUUUAACUUAACAAAGUGACUAAUGAGAUUAAAGCCAAAGACAGUGACAUGAAUUAUUUCUAAUGUGCACUAUUCCUUGUUUGUGUUUGUUUUACUAACUACUCGUCUGCUUUGUAUGUUUCUUGUGUUUUGUGAGCUGAAGAUAAAUUUCCACCCAUG